Messenger RNA from Nylanderia fulva, 5119 nucleotides. NCBI's taxonomy places the organism in Eukaryota, Metazoa, Arthropoda, Insecta, Hymenoptera, Formicidae. The record is from RefSeq and is a predicted model, not a curated record.
AUGUCUGAAGAUUACGUUCGACAUUUUGGUAUAUUACAAGGACAAAAUAAAACAUAUAUCCAAAUCAAUAGUAUGCUUCAGACUGAAGGUAAAAGUCUUGCUGAUUUUCCACAAAUGGAACAAUUAAAUGAAUAUGAAGAAGAAGAGGAUUAUAUGACAUUUGAAAAAAUUAUGGAAGUAGACGAAAUUAAUAAAAGAGUUGUAGAACUAUUAGGUGUAACUGGUGAACGAAUUUAUACAAGUAUAGACUGUACUGUAAAUGGUGACAAUGAUGACAUUGGUGAAGCUUUGUUACCAGAAUAUUUAAAUAGUUUAUCUCCACCAUCUCUUCCUCCUCAUGAAUUACGUUUGAAACCAAAUUGUAUCAUUAUGUUGAUUAGAAAUCUUAGUAUCAAUGAAGGUCUUUGUAAUGGCACUAGAUUAAUGGUUAUAGAGCUUGCAGACCAUUUAUUAAAUGCGUUAUCGUCGGCGACGUACCCAUACUACGCGGCGGCGGCAGCUGCCGCCGCGGCGGCGGCGGGCGUCGCGGGUGUCGGAGGCGUCGGUGGCGUCGGCAGUGCUGGACAACUAGGAUACUGGUAUCCACCCCAAUCUUAUCCUACGACAGCGACACAAAUGCAAGCCGGUGGCUUUCUUCAGGGCAUGCAAGGAUACACCUACGGCCAGUUCGCCGGAUAUCAACAGGCGCAAUAUAUGGGAAUGGGCAUGGGUGCUGUCCACGCUGCUGGCACAGCAGCAGGAUGGGGUCAGGGAUUACCUGGGGGACCACAGUUACCACCACACCACGCCACGACGGUCACGGCACCCCCAGGGGUGCAAGCCGCACCCCCGCCACCACCGCCUCCGGCACAAAUGAUGGCCUACCCGAUGCAACAGUUCCAGGUGGAACGAGCGAGGGGAGAGAGGGGGAACGAAGAUCUCGAGUGGCAAGAGGGACCCAAUAGCAGACUGUAAUACGAAUUAUGCAAUAAGAAUCUGUUACCGCGUGCGUUUGCAUCUGUCAAUCAAAUUCUGUACAGUAACGUAUACUGGGAAGCGUUUAAUCGACAAGAGGAAUUAAUUGGAUCUGACACACUCUACUUUUACGUUCCUUGCGUAAAUCACUUCUUACGUCAAUCACUCCCCUUAUCGAAUUGCUCGCUAUGCACUCCGACUCGAUUCCACCUUCGACAGAGAGAAAAAAAAAGUGAGGGAUCCUGCACUCUUUUAAAGAAUCAGCGUGGACGCCCGAUCCUGUAAAAAGUAUUUGAAGAAAGGCGCCUUAACAUUAAGGCGUGUAUAUUGACUUAAUGUAGACCCGUGAGUUGUCUAGAACAUAUACCGAGUGGAGCUAGCCGAUCGAGCGAGUCCUCAUCGCGUUAAAACGGGAAACCAAAAUGUAGCAUAAAAUGAUAGAUAGAUAAUUAUUAAUGUAAUCUGACUUAGUAGGCAAACAAAAAUAGGGGCAGUGGAAUCGCGGACGGAAACGACGGACGGCGGGGAAGUGUGAAGCGGGGCGAUAAAUUGUAAAAAAAAAAAAAAAGGAGACAAACUCGAGACGAAGGCCACAGCGCAAACCUAGCAAGAGAUUCACUUAUGGUACCUAAAAUCACGGACCCAUCCAGAAAAAAAGACACGCGCGCGCGUACACGAGAUGUAAAAUACAUAUACGCGUAUGUAAAUACACACGACACUAAGUACACAAGAUGCACACGGCAUACGUGUAGAACUGUAGCGAUGAGAAACUUAACAAAAACCCUAGACGUAGUCUAGUCUAGCUUGUCGAUCACUAGGUUAACGAGAAAAAGCGUUCAUGAGAAAUAGUGCAAUAAUUAAUAUCCGCAAAUUAUACUCAGAAUCCUUAUACACAGCACAAACGGCAAGACACGUGUAUAUGCAAACAAACCGAAAACAUAAAGAUACAUGUAUACAUGUACACAUACAUAAAUACAUACAGAACACGCGUGCUGCGGCUGCUGCCUCCAUCCUUUGCCCGCGUCCUUAAGUCGCAGUUCUGAGAUUCUACAUAUAACCCGGCGACGUAUAUCAGACAGUGUAAAUUCACCCCAUUUCGAAAUUUUUACCGUCGCGUCGUUUAAGGUCUAACAAGCGACCGCUCUCCUGACUAUUCGAGACUUUUAUCGAGAAUUUCUCAUUACAUUCUCCAGUUGCAACAAAAUUCGAAAUGCAUCCCUCUUUUUUCUUCACUUCUCGAUUUCACUCGCGCGUUCAAACGUGUGAUAUAUUUUCUCUCCCUUAUAAAUCUUUAUAUCUAUGCAAAUUUCAAUCUUUUUGUUCAUGCGCUCCCUCCUUUUAUGCUCUCUUAUUUGUUUCCUUGACUGAUGUCCUGAUGCCACCGCACACGUUCCUCCGCCCGGAUAGACUUAUCUCGCGGAGACUUACCAAACGAUAGUCGACAAUCAUUGAAGAAACAUACAUUUAGAAACUUGUACGUGUUCUUUUCAUUGAGGGCUAUAUAGGUAUUAAUUAUCGUUACCGACAUGUUUGCACAAGUCUCGUGCAGGCAAUGGACAGAGGAGGUGGUGUCGGUCCUGGAGAAAGUAAGAGAGCAAGGUGUAUCGAUUAACUAUCCUAUCGUGUUCGCAAUGCUUUUGCCUCUCGCAAAGUGUACUACAAAACGCGAUUUUGAUAUCGAUCGACACGUAGGCAUCGCGAAUGCACACACGAAACAUAUCAUCGAGCUAAUCAACUGAUCCCACCACUCCUAAUUAGGGACUGCAGUAAGGGACAUGGAAUGCAAUUAAUCAAUUGGUGCUUCAAGUUACUUAAACUGUGUGCUUGCGAAAACGUUUCUUCUCUUUUCGCGAUGAUAUAGAACCGUGACGCUUAAAAAUUUCAACAAAACAGUUUUCACCGACGAAUCGAAAUGUCGCAAAAUUUAUUGCACGUUGCAUUUAUUUUGUUCAUUUCGAAUCGCACACGUAGCGAUAUGACAAUCUUCUAAUAAUUUAUUUCGAUGUUAUUCGAAUGUGAUAUCAGGAAUAGUAUAUUGUAUUUAUGAGUUGUAGACUUAAAUUUUAAGAGACGUCGCUUUAAAUUUUAUUCACGAGUCUUAACUUUCGCACUUACGAAAAACUUUGUGAACGAUAAAUUAUUAAAGACAAAAGACAGCGAGUUAUCCGAAUUCUUUGCGUGUUGACUAUCGAUAUGGGCAUAUCAAAUCUAUAGUUUUUAUCCAAUAAUCUUAUUAAUCAUUAACUGAAACGGAACUAAUUUCAAAUUCUUCUCAACUAUUGAGUGUCCUUUAUCGGAAGAGACGAAAAUUUUAGAUCGUGAAUCGCUAAACUAAACACGGGUAUAUUUUUCCUUCUAACGCGAAGUGCAUUUAAACUAAACUAUUUAUUUUAAGAUGCCCCUCGAGAGUCUAAUAUAAUUCUUAGCGGGACGAGGGCAGCAGUCGGGCCAAAUUGGGAUACUUACCGAUGCAAAGCACCGUGGAAACAGCUUAGUGUUAGUGCAAGAAUGUUUAAGAGAAAAAGCACACAGUGAAAGAAAACAAAAGUAGGAGCCGUAAGCGUAGAUACCGAGCAUAACAUAAAGUAAUGUAUGUAUAUAAUCAUAUAUAUUAUACAAGAAAGACUACAAACAGACACGCGCAUCUAUAUAUAAUAAAAAAAAAAAUAUGUAUAUUAUAUAUACAUAUGCAUAUAUGUGUAAGAAGAUAAUAUUAGCCAACAGAUAGAAGCUAUAUCGAAUAUAAGCUUAACGAAGAGAGAGAAAGAGAGAGAGAGAAAGGGAGCGAACGAAUGCGGGGCAUCUAUAAAUGCGCGCGCCCCGCGACAUACUGUGUUAAAUACCUUUAGUUGUAAGAAAUAAGAACACAUUAAAGCGUAAUUGUAAAAGAAAAUAGAUGUUGUGGCUAGCCUGCUGGACCCCCGUGCCCCUAAAUAUAGGCACGUCUAAUGUAUGGAGCGAUAACGAGAGAAACAGAGUGAGAAAGAGAGGAUGCAUGUGCAUGAAAGAAAGCGUGUGUAAGAUUAACAGGGCGAAAGAAAAGAUUAACAGGGCGAGCAUGCGAAAAGAGGAAGAGAAACGAAGAAUAUACAGAGCAUGAGAGAAAGAUAGAGUGAUAGUGAGAGAGAAAGCGAGAGAAGAAAACGAGAUCUUAUUAGUACGCCUCAGCGAAAGAAAGCGUUAAGAGAUAAAAAUUAAAAAAAAAAAAAAUGAAGUACGAUAAUUAUGAUCGCGUCCGAUUCAUACAGAGAUUACGACGUUCCUUCAUUUUUCUCGUAGCUUUUCGUACAAUAUUUGAGGAAGUACAUAUGCGUUGCGGAGCCUGUAGAUGCGCCCCUUCUUCCUAUCUCGGUGCGACACGCGGCAUAUCACUUACGAUCGUAUGCUAAGAAGUUAGGUGCCUUUAUCCACUUCUUUGUGCGUAUGCAUUUCGAUAAAGAGAAGAUCAACGAGUAAGCGAAAAACCGGGAGAACGCGCGAACAAUCGGGAAAAGUUACAUACAUCACAUACAUCGGUAAAAAACAUGCAUUGUAUAUCACAAGAACUGCAUAGCGAAAACUCGAGGGAAGAGGCAUCCCGGUACGACAUCCAUCCAUCGUGCAUACUAUCGUUCGAUAUUAUGCACAUAUUACGGAAACGGUUCUCCGAAAUGUAGGUUCGACGAAAGCGCAAGCGUCAUAAUCACGAAAGAGCGACGAAGGGUGGAAAAGGGGUGCGAGCAAGCGCUCGCGACUUAAGUAAGAUUCUUCCGCGAUUAAACGUAUGGCCCGCGGGGUCCUAUGGCAGCCUCGUUGCAUAUUUAAGUUAAGGAGCUGGGAAACGCAGCUCAAAAGCGACACGCCGAGCGAAAGCUGUAUAAUGUACAUGUAAUUUGCAACGACGCGCGCAGCGGCGCACGCAUAAGCACAACAAUACAUAAACUAUUACAUACGUACACAUACAUACUAACGCAACACACAUACACAUACGCAUGUAACGAGAGAGAGAGAGAGAGAACGUGUACUACGCGCGCGGACAGUAGAGACAGACGUGUGUACACAGACACAGCGGAAUGUGUACACUUGCAGAAACAAUUUUCACACGAUACACACGCAACACUACCGCGAGACGCCCUAGGACGUGCGUAAGAAAAAAAAAAGGAACGUGUAUGAUAUUAUAUAUACA